GGCGGUCUCUGCUUCUCGUGCGCAGUAGGAGAAAUUUACAUGGUCUUACUUUGAAUGUAAUAGCGGAUGUACUGUUUGUAUUCAGCCAUAGCUGACUUGACGGCGCUCGGAGUUGACAGCGGAGGUGCCCAGUGGCAGCCACAGACUGGGAAAAGCCCUCACUCACGAGCACUCACCAAGUCUACAGCGGGUCUCUCUGCUGGUUCCCGACCCAACCCCUAGCAAGACAGGACACUCGGCAAAACAGCGACACGGAGCUUGUUUGCGUUCAACAUGGCCGAUACAAGUUUGAACGACUCGUUCACCGCGAACGUGGCGAAUAGGUUUGCUCGCAAAGGCGCCCUGAGGCAGAAAAACGUCCACGAAGUGAAGAACCACAAGUUUAUAGCCAGGUUCUUCAAACAGCCGACUUUCUGCAGCCACUGCACGGACUUCAUCUGGGGCUUUGGAAAACAAGGAUUUCAGUGCCAAGUGUGCUGUUUUGUGGUCCACAUGAGGUGCCAUGAAUUUGUCACAUUCUCCUGCCCAGGAGCUGAUAAGGGGCCAGACACAGAUGAUCCCAGAACAAAGCAUAAAUUCAAGAUCCACACGUUUGGGAGCCCGACCUUCUGUGACCACUGUGGCUCUCUGCUGUACGGCCUUAUCCACCAGGGCAUGAAGUGUGAUACGUGUGAUAUGAACGUCCACAAUCAGUGCGUCAUGAAUGUGCCCAGCCUUUGCGGGACCGACCACACGGAAAGGAGGGGGCGCCUUUUCCUCAAGUGUGAAGUCAACGGCGAGAAGCUUCAGGUCACGGUUGGUGAAGGCAGGAAUCUGAUACCCAUGGACCCCAAUGGCCUGUCUGAUCCAUAUGUCAAGCUCAAGCUCAUACCUGACCCCAAAAAUAAGACCAAGCAGAAGACCAAAACCAUGCGCUCCAACCUGAACCCCAAAUGGGACGAGACCUUUAUUUUCAAACUGGAACCCACAGACAAGGACCGCAGGCUAUCCGUGGAGGUGUGGGACUGGGAUCGGACAACCAGGAAUGACUUCAUGGGCGCCCUUUCGUUUGGGGUGUCGGAGCUCAUGAAGGCUCCGGCGAGUGGAUGGUUUAAGUUGUUGUGCCAGGAGGAGGGAGAGUAUUACAACGUUCCCAUUUCGGAGGAGGAUGACGGGAAUGAAGAACUGAGACGGAAAUUUGAGAAAGCCAAGCUGGGUCCAGGCAAGAAGGCCACCACAGAGACAGAUGGCAGGCCAUCCAGCCAGCUGCCAUUCAGCAGCUUGAACCACGUCAAACUCAGUGACUUCACCUUCUUGGCUGUACUUGGGAAAGGCAGCUUUGGCAAGGUCAUGCUGGCAGAGAUGAAGGCCACAGAAGAGCUAUAUGCAAUAAAGAUCCUGAAAAAGGAUGUGGUGAUUCAGGACGAUGAUGUUGAAUGUACCAUGGUGGAGAAGAGAGUCCUUGCCCAGCAGGAGAAACCGCCUUUCCUCACGCAGCUACACUCGUGCUUCCAGACCGUGGAUCGUCUGUACUUUGUCAUGGAGUACGUGAAUGGAGGCGACCUCAUGUAUCACAUUCAACAAGUGGGCAAGUUCAAGGAACCGCAAGCAGUGUUCUAUGCAGCAGAGAUUGCUGUUGGUCUCUUCUUCCUUCACCGCAAAGGAGUCAUCUACAGAGAUCUUAAGCUGGACAACGUGAUGCUCGACAGUGAGGGACACAUUAAGAUCGCUGACUUUGGCAUGUGUAAAGAGAACAUGUCAGAUGGAGUGACCACUCGCACCUUCUGUGGCACUCCAGACUACAUCGCCCCUGAGAUUAUUGCAUAUCAGCCAUAUGGACGCUCUGUCGACUGGUGGGCAUAUGGAGUGCUUCUUUAUGAAAUGUUAGCUGGACAGCCUCCUUUUGAUGGAGAGGACGAAGACGAAUUGUUCCAGUCCAUUAUGGAGCACAAUGUGUCCUACCCAAAGUCCUUGUCCAAAGAGGCUGUUUCCAUCUGCAAAGGGCUAAUGACUAAGCAUCCAUCCAAGCGUCUGGGCUGUGGCUUUGAAGGAGAGCGGGAUGUCAGAGAGCAUGCCUUCUUCAGACGUAUUGACUGGGAACGUCUUGAGAGCAAGGAGAUACAGCCACCUUUCAAGCCCAAAAUGUGUGGCAAAGGAGCUGAGAACUUCGACAAGUUCUUCACACGCACGCAGCCUCAGCUCACACCUCCUGACGAGCUGGUGAUCGCAAACAUUGACCAGGCCGAGUUUGCGGGCUUCUCCUUCAUAAACCCGCAGUUUGUACACCCGUCUCUCACCAACAGCGCAUGAGAAGGAUGGCCAAACGUCUCACCCGCUCCGUACUCAUCCGGCAAGGAUCUCCUCUCCUCACUGCCGUCCACUAAUACAAAGCAACAACGUAACAUGCGACCACCACUUGACAUUACAAAACUCGAUGUAUCGUUUCGAAUCACAAGAAGGCAUGCUGAUUUGUUUUCGAGAUUCUAGAUUAGCUUUGAUUUAGAGUUUGCUGCCACAAGACGUCAUUUCUUAUAGUUUACUCAUGAGCAUGUAUUGUGUACAAUGAUGUCCUUUUUAUUGAACGUUUACUCCAAAACUGGACACACUAAGACAUAACAGUGUUUGUAACUGCCAGUAAACGAUGUAAAGGAAUCCACAAUUUUGUGGCGGGGUGUCAAAGAAGCAAGAAUAUUUCAAAGGAGCGUUCAAAGCAUGGAUUUAUUCUGUAGGUGCAUGUACUGUAUGACUUAUUUCAGAAGCCUUCUCGUCCACACACACAAGCAUCUUGUCUGUGGUUCAUAAAUUCGUUUUUAAUGAAGAAUGAAGAAUAGCCCGAAGGUACCUCCUGCCUCGGGAAGGAAAGCUAUCGUAGCCAAAUAUUGAAGGCGAGGUGGUGCAGGCGUUGGAGAAAAAAAAGCACCUUUUGAUUCAAGGUUCCUGUAUCAUGUUUACAGCUUUCUGCCUGUUUAAUUUAUUUCUGUCUACAAGGUUUUAGUGUCAUUGGAUUUGUGAUUUUUUUUUCAAUUGCCAGAAGUAGCAACAAUGAAGUCCGAUUUUAAGACCGCAUGCAGUGGAGCCUGACAAAGAAAGAAGAGCUGGUCAUUAUGGCCGGGGAGUCGUUCCAAAUUACAAAGCCCGACGAAACUUCUAUUCGCUUCUUUUCCCUGCCGAUUGUACAAUGUUUUUAGAAUUCUUUGAACACAUUUAUCAACCGUUUGACUUUAACUCACAGGAUACAUUGACAUAUCUCACAUACCUUUAAUAUAAUUAUCAAAAGUUUACAAUGCAUCUAUAAAUCAUCCACAAGUACAAAACCCGCUAACAGAAGUCGACAAAUUGUCAUUAACUUUCUGUUUUUAGAAAAUAACAACAGUGGCAUUCCCCCUUUUCAUGCACCCCGUAACCUGAUAACAUGAGAAGCUGUCCACUGCAGUAACCGCUGUCCCUGAAAGGGUUAAUAUAAACGAGACCUGAAGUUUCUUGGAUACAGCACUAAAAAUCAGAUGUAAAGUUUCUGUUUUUUAUGCAUUAUGUUGUGUUUUAGAAAACAAUCUUUCGUUCGAUUUGUCAAUAGUAGAAUAAUGUUUGUUUGUUGUUUUUCCCGAAGCUAUAAAUGUUUGAAUCAUCCUCAUCGUUGUCAUUCGAGAUGAUCCAGAACGCGUCUAAAUCAGUGUAGAACACCUUUGUAAAUAAUCCUUAUGGGGUAUUUCAAAAAAAUCUAGCACAUUUUUACAUCGAGAUCUAAAUGUGCUUUUCUUACAUUGUUGAGAGGAUGAGAAACUGCAGUUUAGCAGUGUAGCAUCUUUAUAACGAGAGCUCAAGUAACACUGCAAGUUGCACAUUUUGAUUGAUUGGAUGAACACGGCUUACCGUCGUGGGAUUUCAAGUUGUGUUGGACGAGCAAGCAUGUGGGAGCAUCGCUCAUGUGAGACAUUUCAUGCAGCUUGCCGCUGAAAUGUCAUCGUCGAUUUCAACCAAAAAGGAAUUCUCCCCUCCAAAUGCAAGCCCCUUUUUAAAGACUUUCAGUCAGCGAGAACAAUAGGAACAGGAUGCGCCCGUUGUGUCAUCUUAACUUUUCACUCUUCAUCUUUAUAUUCAGUAUUUAUAAUAUGUGUGUUGGAUUUGAAUAGCGUUUUUUUUUUUUUAGUUUUCAGGUGUUCGAUUGUGACUUUCGGCACACUUCCCCAUUGGCCAAGAGCCCGUAACAUAUCCCACCAGAAGUUGUUAUCAUGAGAAUUUAGUAGCAUUUAUUA
This is a messenger RNA of Hippocampus comes (tiger tail seahorse), 4232 nucleotides long. Its product is annotated as protein kinase C alpha type. The transcript has 17 exons. Gene Ontology annotation, molecular function: ATP binding; zinc ion binding; diacylglycerol-dependent serine/threonine kinase activity. Gene Ontology annotation, biological process: protein phosphorylation. Lineage: Eukaryota; Metazoa; Chordata; Actinopteri; Syngnathiformes; Syngnathidae. The coding region runs from base 274 to 2289 and encodes 671 amino acids. The record is from RefSeq and is a predicted model, not a curated record.